AUGACUGGGCCAUGUUGUUUGUGUGUGACUCUCCUGCUUCUCCUGCACAGAGCAGACUCUGAAAGUUUUGAGGUUCUUGGUCCGACUCGUGCCAUUGCUGCUGUGGCUGGUGAUGACAUAAUUCUGCCCUGUUACAUCAAACCCAACAUCAGCGCUGAGAACAUGAGAGUUGUCUGGUUCAGAUUCAACCUCACAGUCCAUCAGUCAAACAUUCACGUCCAUCUCUACCAAGACGGCAGAGACAAAUACCAUGAUCAGAUCCGCUCCUACGAGGGAAGGACAUCAUUGUUUAAAGAGGAACUGAAGAAGGGCAGCACCUCUUUGAAACUGACCAGGGUACAAGGCACUGAUGAUGGACUUUACAAAUGUCUUGUUCAGUCUAAGACAUAUGAUGAUGCCACCAUUCAAGUCUACAUAACAGCUAUAGGAUCCAAGCCAGAGCUUUCCAUUGAGGGACAGAAAGAAGGAGGGAUGGGUCUGCUGUGUGUAUCUAAAGGCUGGUUCCCUGAGCCUGAGUUGGAGUGGCUGGACAGUGAAGGGGUCACUCUGUCUGCUGGACCUUCAGAGACAGACAGGGACUAUGAGGUGUUCUACAUAGUCAAACUAAAGACCAUCGUAAAGGAGACUGACACCAACCACUUUACCUGCAGACUCAGACAGAGGCAACUCAGUGAGCAGAUCAACAUGGAGACAGAGUUUCACAUCCCUAUGGAUGUGACUUUAGACCCAGAUACAGCACAUCAUAACCUCAUCCUGUCUGAAGACAGGAAACAAGUUAAACGUAUAACAAAACAAGAGAGGUUUGAUAAAGUUCACUAUGUCCUGGGAAAGGAAGGUUUCUCCUCAGGGAGAUUCUACUAUGAGGUGCAGGUGGAGGGGAAGACUGGGUGGACUUUAGGAGUGGGGGUGUUUGUGGAUUAUGAGGAGGGUCAGGUCUCCUUCUACAAUGUGGAGGCCAGGUCUCAUAUCUACUCUUUCACUGGCUACACCUUCACUGAGAAACUUUAUCCAUUAUUUUAUUCUGAUACUAUUUAUAACAGGUCACUGGUCAUCACUCCUGUAGAUGUCACUGACUGACUGUUUUAUACCAAACAUUGAAAUACUGUGUGUGUGUGUGUGUGUUACUCACAGUCUGAAUGAAUUGGAAUGUGUUUAUCACUAUAUGAUUAUACUAACAGAGAGGAAAUUCACCUUGUAUAAUUUAUGCUGAAUGUCAUCCUUUUGUGGUGGCAGAAUUUGGGGUGAGCUGUUGUAACUUCUCAAGGGAUAUGUUCUGUGUUGGACUGUGAUGUUACGCCUUUCAUAGACUCCUGGUAUGUCUGCACUCUAACACAAGGCCAUUGUGUUCUGGAACUGUUGCUUGUAUAAAUAACUGUUGUGUAACAAUAUGAUUGUAUUGUCACC
Messenger RNA from Coregonus clupeaformis (lake whitefish), 1404 nucleotides. Its product is annotated as butyrophilin subfamily 2 member A1-like. The record is from RefSeq and is a predicted model, not a curated record. NCBI's taxonomy places the organism in Eukaryota, Metazoa, Chordata, Actinopteri, Salmoniformes, Salmonidae. Gene Ontology annotation, molecular function: protein binding.